UUCUUUUGGAGAUUUUUUAUCUGUUGAAUUUUCUAAUCUGAGUGUGGUUGACAUUUGGACCCAUUUAUGUGACAUACGUCAAAGUCACAACACAACCUUAUCGUAAUUUCGGCGCGAAGUGGAAUUUAUAUUUUAUGUUAUUGUUUUAAUCCGAAUCCAAUAUAAUUGUAAUUGUGAUCAAAAGUACUGAUUUAUUGAGGUGUAGUCUCAAAGCUGCAAAAUUUCAAGCAUAAUGACCGUGGGAGAAACAGGAAAAAAUUUACCAUGGGUAGAAAAGUACAGGCCGUCAAAGUUAGAAGACUUGGUAUCACACGAUGAUAUAAUAAAGACAAUUGGUCAAUUUAUGAAAGAAAAUCAACUGCCACAUCUUUUAUUUUAUGGACCACCGGGUACAGGGAAGACAUCAACAAUUUUAGCUUGCGCCAGACAAAUGUAUACCCCACAGCAAUUUAAUUCUAUGGUACUUGAAUUAAAUGCAUCUGAUGAUAGAGGUAUAGGAAUUGUAAGAGGACAAAUUCUUAGCUUUGCUUCAACAAGAACCAUAUUCAAGGCGGGUCCCAAGUUAAUUAUAUUAGAUGAAGCUGAUGCAAUGACAAAUGAUGCACAAAAUGCUCUGAGAAGAAUAAUAGAGAAGUACACGGACAACGUGCGUUUCUGUAUAAUCUGCAACUAUCUCGGCAAGAUAAUACCGGCGCUGCAGUCGCGGUGCACUCGCUUCAGGUUCGCGCCGCUGCAGCACGCACAGAUCGUACCGAGGCUACGGGAUAUCGUUGAAAAGGAGAAUGUAAAAAUAUCAGAGGAUGGUAUCCAGGCGCUACUGGAGUUGUCUGGGGGCGACAUGCGCAAGGUGCUGAACACGCUGCAGAGCACGUGGCUGUCGGCGCGUGACGUCACCGAGGACACCGUCUACACGUGCGUGGGACACCCGCUGCGCGCGGACGUCGACACCGUGCUCACACGGCUCUUGAACGAGGACGACUUCGGGGUAUGCUUUAAAUUCAUUCAAGAUUUGAAAAUAUUAAAAGGGUUAGCACUUGGCGAUAUCUUAACAGAGAUACAUACAAAAAUUCAAAGGGUGAAAUUCCCGCCGGAGGUGCUGAUGUCGCUAGUGAUCAAGAUGGCGGAGAGCGAAGCGCGGCUGGCGAGCGGCUGUAGCGAGCGCAUCGAGCUGGCCGCGCUCAUCGCCGCCUUCCAUCUCGCCAGGCAACAGAUAGAUAUCGAUGCCAUAGCAAACUCUUGAUUGUUUUCACUUAAAUCAAUAAAUGUUUACUUUUUC
Molecule: messenger RNA, 1276 nt
Organism: Papilio polytes (common Mormon)
Lineage: Eukaryota; Metazoa; Arthropoda; Insecta; Lepidoptera; Papilionidae
Gene: RfC3
Product: replication factor C subunit 5
Exons: 8
Coding region: 233-1240 (335 amino acids)
Biological process (GO): DNA repair; DNA-templated DNA replication
Cellular component (GO): DNA replication factor C complex; nucleus
Molecular function (GO): DNA clamp loader activity; ATP hydrolysis activity; ATP binding
Source: RefSeq, a predicted model, not a curated record